Messenger RNA from Menidia menidia (Atlantic silverside), 1062 nucleotides. Lineage: Eukaryota; Metazoa; Chordata; Actinopteri; Atheriniformes; Atherinopsidae. The record is from the annotation of a GenBank genome assembly.
CUGCCAGAAGACUCCAUAUCGUCUUUGGACUGUAUUCCGAGAGCGGACAUGGCAAAAGGGAAAAAAGGUGUGCUGAGAACCGACAAAAAGUCAGAGAACACCGGUGAACGUACAGUCACCGCACAGACUGAGACAAAGGAGAACAAGCCUGCAGCUGAAAAGAAUUGUAUCAGUAAGGUGCAGUCAAAUUUCCAGAGCCUGCAAAGUUCGAGUAAACCCAGAUCCCCUCUGAGUGACAGUUUAAUCAAGGAGGGAAAUGAUUCUGAUGCAACUAAUCCUGACAUGUCAAAGCUGAAAAAAGACGUACCCUGCAAAGUUCAGCCUGAGAGCUGUGAGUCCAAGGAGCCGAAACCAGAAGCUGUUUCUCUCAAUCAUGAGACAAGAGAGCAAACCACUGACCAACUCGAGCAGAAACAAUUGAACAAAGAACCAAAUGCCAAGUCUGCAACAGACAGCAAACUUCCACUCAAACCUAAGAGUAGAACAACUGGUCACAAACGCAGGGCAAAAAAGACGGAGAACAAAGCUCCUCAAAACAGAAAGGUCACUGACUAUUUUCCCAUCAGACGGAGUAACAGAAAAACUAAAACCGAGCUGAAGAGUGAAGAACACAAGCACCUUGAUGACUUGAUAAAUAACGGCACUGAAGAAGGAAUGGAGGUCAAGCACAUAGAAGGAAAAGGAAGAGGAGUUUUUGCUAUUAAGGGUUUCAAAAAGGGAGAGUAUGUUGUUGAGUACCAUGGUGACCUACUGGAUCUAUCCCAGGCUAAGAUGAGAGAAGCCGAGUAUGCAGAGGAUCCCCAAACGGGCUGCUACAUGUACUACUUCCAGUACCAAUCUAAAACAUACUGUGUGGAUGCCACAAAGGAAACGGGACGCCUUGGGAGGCUGAUUAACCACAGUAAAAACGGGAACUGCCAGACAAGGCUGCACCCCAUCGAUGGAGCGCCUCACCUGAUUUUGGUGGCGUCCAGAGACAUUGAGGCAGAGGAGGAACUGCUUUAUGACUACGGUGACAGAAGCAAGGCUUCAGUUUCCGCACACCCUUGGCUUAAAUACUGA